GUCAGAAACUAUAACAACUCGCGAAAUGAAAAUGUGGUAGCUAUCUUCAGGAAGGAUAGGCCAGUCUCGAUUUCGUCAUGUUCCAAAGUGUGUGUACUCAUGUUUUGAUUGUCGUUUCGACUCUCCUAUUACCGUCGGUCUUCUCACAUCAUGAAGGGGUGGAAUGUGGAUGCGUGCACUUCAGAGGAGUUUGCAAGGUGAUGCGUGACUGUCCAGAGCUGAUGAGAGGAAUGCCAUCAGGACGGCCGCCGAUAACAUGUGGACAUACUUUCAAUGGGCAACCAAUAGUAUGUUGUCCAAAGCAUUGGUCUGCUAUGGGUGGUCAUAUGAGACCUCAUUUCAUAACCAAUCCUUUUUUCAGUAUGAAUCCUCCCUUCAAUAUGAACCCUCCAUUCAAUAAGAAUCCUUCCUUCAAUAUGAAUCCUCCUUUCAAUAAUAACCCUCCCUUCAAUAAGAAUCCUUCCUUCAAUAUGAACCCUACCUUCAAUAUGAAUCCUCCUUUUAAUAAUUGGAAAUCUCCUCAUCAAAUUGAUUCAAAGCCAAACCCUAGCCAAAACCCAAAGUUGCCGACCGGAAUGAAUGUGAUCAGCAAACGAGGCGAUUUGAAUCAGAAAGACGAUAAAGAGUCGAAAACCUCAAAAGAAACAGAGAAUUCCAUUCCAAUAUCAGUUAGAAAAUGUGAAGAAUACAAUGAUAUUGUCAGAGGUACUAAAAAUAAAUGCCCAGAUUUGAAAAUUUUCGUAGUUGGUGGUGUGGAAGCUGCUUCAAAGGAAGCUCCAUUCAUGGCUUUGAUUGGAUACGGAGACAAGAGCUCAUUGGAAUGGAUGUGUGGAGGCUCGCUUAUUAGUCCGAGGUUCGUCCUUUCGGCUGCUCACUGCAAUACAAGUCCAAGUGGCCCACCUCGAGUUGCAAGACUGGGAGACUUGGAUGUUUCAAGAACAGACGAUGACGCAAAGCCAAUUGACCACGACAUAGAAGAGUUCAUCAAUCACCCCGACUACAACCCCGCUGCGGUUUACAAUGACAUUGCGCUUUACCGAUUGAAAACUGAUGUACAGUUCAAUGACUACAUUAAGCCUAUCUGCUUACCGGAGCCAGGCAAAGUGGGAUGGAUCACUAAUGUUAUUGCAGCUGGGUGGGGAAGGAAAGACUUUGUGGGCAAGACCAGCCCAACUCUUCUGAAGGUGGAGUUGGAUGGAUUGGAGAUAGGCGAUUGUAACGGAACUGCUGAGAAUAAUCCAGAAGUGCCAAGAGGACUCGAUGAUAACACCAUGAUCUGCGCUGGCAAGCUGGAGGGAGGCAAAGACACUUGCUCGGGUGAUUCGGGUGGACCGCUGUUCUUCCCACCUCGCCUGGGACGAUCACCAGACUGUGAGCUGCGCACGCAGGUCGGAAUCACAUCUUUCGGCAAGCAGUGCGGUCUUGAAGGUUUUCCCGGAGUUUACACCAAGGUGGAAGCGUAUGUGCCGUGGAUCGAGUCUCAUGUAUGGCCAGCUAGCAACAGCAAAUUAGAUCUUAGGGAGUUAUUCAUAUGGACUGAUAAAUGAUUUAUAUUCUGUGAGUCUUAUUGACACAGUGAAUAAUAAAAUGAAAUUGAAAAAAG
This is a messenger RNA of Nilaparvata lugens (brown planthopper), 1603 nucleotides long. RefSeq names its product serine protease snake. Gene Ontology annotation, molecular function: serine-type endopeptidase activity. The transcript has 7 exons. The coding region runs from base 78 to 1547 and encodes 489 amino acids. Gene Ontology annotation, biological process: proteolysis. The record is from RefSeq and is a predicted model, not a curated record. NCBI's taxonomy places the organism in Eukaryota, Metazoa, Arthropoda, Insecta, Hemiptera, Delphacidae.